AUGGAAGCGUCUCCUCAGGCAGACACUGCCCCGAAGGAAAACCCCGACAAGAACCCAAUGUUAACUAAUGCACCCGCAACCGGAUCUGAAACUGUUGUUGGAGUUAAGAAAGAGGAUACGGAAAAUGGCAGAGUCGAUCCAACCUUAGCCAUAUUUGACGAUGUCGACAACAACAGUGAGGAGGAGGGGCCCGAAUUUGUCGAUGUCGAUCACGUGGGUUUCGUUGAUCACAAUGGUGUUAAUUGCUGGGUUUGCCCAGGCUUUAGAAUACCCCAGAUUCCGGAGGUAUCAGUGGUGAAGCGGCCUCUCAAGGAUCUAUGUGAUGCCAUUAAAACAAAUGAUAUUGUAUUGGAUCCUAAUUACCAGAGGGAUGUAGUCUGGGACGACAUGCGUGCCGAGGGGCUGAUAGUCUCACUGUUAAUGGGCUAUCUUCCUCCACCAAUCAUAUUCAAUGUAAAAUUACAGAUCACUGAGACACCCAACGGCAAACUGAGGAAGCAUAUACGUACUUGCGUCGACGGCAAGCAACGGUUGACAUCUAUCCUAAGAUUCAUGAGAGGCGAAAUUGGUUUCCUAGACUCAAAACACAAGAAGUGGUAUUACGAGCAGCCAACUGCAAAUGGCAAGAAGGUGACUGGUGCUGAUAGCAUCUUACCAACGGAAGUGAAGAAUUUCUUCCUAUCAAGAUUUUUCAUUUGCUACGAGUACAAUGAACUAUCGCAGAGUACGGAAGAAGAAAUGUUUCAACUUGUGCAGAGAGGGAUCGCUCUUACGCCUGCUGAAAAGAUGCGUGCGAUGUCGACCGAGUGGGCAGAAUUUACCAGGCAAUAUGAAGAAGACUACUCGAUGAUUAUAAACCUUUCAAAGCAAGGGCGCGCUUCAGGCUUUCGGCUCACUUUGACAAUUUUCGCGAUGGUCCAGGAGGUUAUGUCGAACAGAAGAAAGAAUAACUCAGUUCCGACGCUACAAGCUAGCCCGCAAGCCCUCACACGAAUGCUUGAAGAAAAAGAACCAAUCAACCCCGUACUCAAGCUGAGGUUGAAGGCUGUUUUUGACCGCUACGAAAAGCUCGUCAAGCUCUCCUCCUCAAAAGUCACUGCGAAAAAGUAUAAAGUCAACGUCGACUCGGUCUUUGAUACUGCUCCUGACUUCCUACGUGGAGAAGGCUUCGAUCACGUUCGCACUUUCUCGCCGUUAGAGUUGAUUUCCACCGGAAUUCUCAUUUGCUACCAUAUGGAAAAGCGAACUGAUGCCCAGUUGCUUAACGAUGUGAAGGAGAUGCGACGCCACCUGCGGAUCAAACACAAAGACUUGAGAGUCAACGCUCAGUGCUGGGCUACCGUUUGGGAAUUCAUUACGAAAGUCGGAUCUUCUGACAGCGUCACUCCUGAGAUUGCCGAAAAUAGCAAUUCUAAUAUUGUCAACGGUAAUGAUGCCUCGGAUGCUUGUGUGUCUUCAUCCGAGACAUCCAGCAACUCUGAAGAAAGUGCCGGAUCAGUUGUCACUGCAGAAACUCUCAGCUCUCGGACUUCUCCAUCUAUAUCCACAUCGAGGAACGCCGAUCUUAGUCAAGGAAACCGAGUCUCUCGGUCCGUUCCUCAAGCAAAGCUUGUUAAUAGUGCCAAAAGAAGGAGAGGGAGGUUCAGGUCUGGCGCUUCUACAAAACACGCGGUUUCAAAGACCACUGCCUUUAUAGAGACUGCUAGACGUCCUAAAGAACAUGGAAUUUCUGCUUUGGGACAAGCAAGCGCCGGUUCUGAUGCCAGUGGAGAGACUAAUUCUCCUGAUCGAGCCAAUUCCACCAACUGUAAUGGCUCUUGUGGUGGCUUCAAGUCAAUAUGCCAGAAUCAGCAUGCCAUCGAUUUAAGCAGCAAAGAUUAUAGAUCUGCAACUUCGUCGAGGCGAUCUGCCCGUUCUGGUCUUGCGAUGCCUACUGCACAUACUGUUGGCACAUCGACAAGAGUGACCAGAGGCCGGCCGGAGUUAGCUACAGUGAAGGAUGGUACCGGUACUGUAGUUAAGGUAAUCUCGCCAGCCAAGUCAUCCGCAGCAACGAAUGGCAUUGGGACCGAAAUUGAUGAGGGCUCUUCAUCCACGAGUUCCACCGAUGUUGAAAACAGCAUGAAUAUCAGCGAAGAGGAUCAUACCGUUAUUGAUGAUGAUGACUCGGAUGGGUCCCUAUCUUCGGUACCGUCGAGCGCUAUCAGCAGUCCUGAACCUAGUCCUAAACCUCAUGAGCUAGGUGUACACAUGGGCAAACGACCUUUGGGCGAUGGCGGCAAUACCUUAUUGGAUAUAAGAGGGAAGAAGAAGCUGAAACAUUGA
Messenger RNA from Amorphotheca resinae ATCC 22711, 2325 nucleotides. RefSeq lists its product as hypothetical. The transcript is spliced from 6 exons. NCBI's taxonomy places the organism in Eukaryota, Fungi, Ascomycota, Leotiomycetes, Helotiales, Amorphothecaceae. The record is from RefSeq and is a predicted model, not a curated record. Bases 1 to 2325 code for a protein of 774 amino acids.